CAACCUCAUCAAAAAUUAAAUUGAUAUUUAUGGGCUAAUCUGGAAACCCAAAUACAGUUUAUUUCACUACAACUAUAAGAAAGCAUGUUCAAAUUCCCACUGACUGACUUAUAAAGGGGCUUUUGGAACACAACCUAAUGUAUGAAGUACUCAUUAAGCCCUAACAACUACCCUGAAGAUGGUAUUGUGAAUAUGGCAACUUUUCUACGGGGCUUUGAAGAAAAGGGGAUAAAGAAUGACUGGCCUGAGGAUCAGCUGAGUAAAGAGAAAAAGAAAAUUCUGUUCUCCUUCUGUGAGGUAUGCAACAUCCAGCUGAACUCCGCAGCCCAGGCGCAGGUCCAUUACAACGGUAAAUCCCACCGCAAACGAGUCAAGCAGCUGAAUGAUGGGCAGCCCCCACCACCAGCCCCGGGCUCCGGGCAGCUGCUGGCCAGCCCCAGCACCAACACCAGCGCAGGUGGUACAUGCCACACUACUACACUUCCUGCUCUUGUGCGCACACCUACCCUGAUGAUGCAGCCUUCACUGGAUAUCAAGCCAUUUAUGUCUUUUCCAGUGGACAGUAGUUCUGCUGUGGGGCUCUUUCCAAAUUUUAACACAUUGCCAAGCCAUGAGAAGGACCCACUUAACCUGUGUUCUGAGCAGUGGCAUCUAACUACAAGAAGAGGCUUAUUUGGGACCAAUAAAUUCUGCCAGAUGGAUCCUGUGCAAAAAGCAGUGAUUAACCACACUUUUGGAGUCUCCAUUCCCCCAAAGAAGAAGCAAGUUAUUUCUUGUAAUGUCUGUCAGCUUCGCUUUAACUCGGAUAGCCAGGCCGAGGCCCACUACAAAGGAAGUAAACAUGCCAAGAAGGUCAAAGCACUAGAGGCAACGAAAAAUAAGCCCAAAAUGGUUUCUUCCAAGGACAGCGCAAAGGCUAAUCCCAGCUGCUCCGUCACUCCAAUCACAGGCAACAGCUCUGACAAAUCAGAAGAUAAAGGGAAGUUAAAAGUCAACAGCUCCAGUCAGCCAUCAGGCUCUGAUGGUGGCUCAUUUCUCCUCAAAUCCGGCACAACACCUCUGCCACCUGGCGCAGCCACUUCCCCCUCAAAGAGCACAAAUGGAGCUCCCGGUACCGUUCCUGAAUCAGAAGAAGAAAAAGCCAAAAAAUUACUGUAUUGUUCACUAUGCAAAGUGGCUGUGAACUCCCUGUCACAGCUAGAGGCCCACAACACAGGAUCUAAACACAAGACCAUGGUUGAAGCUCGUAAUGGGGCUGGUCCAAUUAAGUCCUACCCUAGACCUGGAUCAAGAUUAAAGAUGCAGAAUGGCAGUAAGGGGUCAGGACUACAAAAUAAGACAUUUCAUUGUGAAAUCUGUGAUGUUCAUGUUAAUUCAGAAAUUCAACUCAAACAGCACAUUUCUAGCCGAAGGCAUAAGGAUCGAGUUGCAGGAAAGCCACUGAAGCCGAAAUACAGCCCUUACAACAAACUCCAGCGGAGCCCGAGCAUUUUAGCAGCAAAACUUGCAUUCCAGAAAGACAUGAUGAAGCCUUUGGCCCCGGCCUUCCUGUCGUCGCCCCUGGCGGCGGCGGCGGCCGUGUCGUCGGCGCUGUCGCUGCCGCCCCGGCCGUCGGCGUCGCUGUUCCAGGCGCCGGCCAUCCCC
This is a messenger RNA of Suricata suricatta (meerkat), 1644 nucleotides long. RefSeq names its product zinc finger protein 385B (gene ZNF385B). Gene Ontology annotation, molecular function: zinc ion binding; nucleic acid binding. Lineage: Eukaryota; Metazoa; Chordata; Mammalia; Carnivora; Herpestidae. The record is from RefSeq and is a predicted model, not a curated record. The transcript is spliced from 11 exons. The annotation marks the transcript as partial. Gene Ontology annotation, cellular component: nucleus.